Amphibalanus amphitrite is the source of this 1513-nucleotide messenger RNA. Its product is annotated as potassium channel subfamily K member 13-like. NCBI's taxonomy places the organism in Eukaryota, Metazoa, Arthropoda, Thecostraca, Balanomorpha, Balanidae. The transcript is spliced from 3 exons. The record is from RefSeq and is a predicted model, not a curated record. Gene Ontology annotation, cellular component: membrane. Bases 17 to 1315 code for a protein of 432 amino acids. Gene Ontology annotation, biological process: potassium ion transmembrane transport; stabilization of membrane potential. Gene Ontology annotation, molecular function: potassium ion leak channel activity.
CGUCCGCGCGGCCAGCAUGCACGCGCCGGCGGCCGGAGCUCGCUCUGCCGGCUGCUGCGGCCGGUUGCGGCUCAACGAGGACAACAGUCGAUUCGUGCUGCUUGGAGCGGCGCUGCUGCUCUACCUGUUGGCGGGCGCCGCGCUCUUCCAGUGGGCAGAGCGCGACCACGAGCUGAACGCCCAGCGCGCCUACCGCAGCCUCUACGAGCAGUUUCGGCGGAACCUGACGGCAGGCGGCUCGCCGAGCCUGUCUGAUGUGGAGCGGCUGCUGGCGGCCCACCUGACGGCCGACCGCCUGGGGCUGCUGCACCACCGCGCCCAGUGGGACCUAGCCGGCAGCUUCCACUUCUGCUGCACUGUCGUCUCCACCAUCGGCUGGGGCUGGACGGCCCCUCAGACCACCACCGGACGCGUCUGUCUGAUUUUGUACGGCAUCCUGGGCUGCGCCGGCGGCAUCCUCUUCUUUAAUCUGUUCCUGGAGCGGUUCAUCACGCUGCUGAGUCACGUGAUGCGUCUGUACCACCGGUGGCAGUUGGAGCGGCAGCCGGGCGCCGGCUCUCGGCCGGCCUCUCGGCUCUCGCGGCCCGACAGCGGCUGCUCGCAGCCCUCCUGCACCGCCAAGUGGAAGCCGUCCGUGUACUGGGUGCUGCUGUACCUGCUGGUGUGCACCAGCCUGGUGCUCCAGCUGGGCGCCGCGCUCUACGCGCACAUGGAGCGCUGGGACUACGUGCGCGCGCUCUACUACACGUUUGUAUCUUUCGCGACAAUCGGAUUCGGGGACAUGGUAGCCGGCAUCCGGCCGGACCCGUUCUACGGCGCCGCCCACUGGUACGGCGUGGCCAACUUUACCAUCACGGUGGUUGGUGUCUGCUGCAUGUAUUCACUGUUCAACAUCGUCUCCAUCAUCAUCAAGCAGCUGCUGAACUACUUAAUCCGGCGCGCGGACGGCUGGUGCGUGCCGUCGGCGCUGCGGCCGCUAUCGGCCAAGGUGGGCAACUCGGGGGGCCGGCUGGCCAGCCUGCCGACGCCGCGCCGCUCACCCGACGCGCCGCCGCUCAAGUCGGCCUCUUCCAGGGAGGAGCUGGACGCCGGCGCCGCCGACGGCGUCAUCUUUCCCCGCGAGCUGCUACACGCUAACCGGGUGUCGCUGGCCGUGAUGCAGAAGCGGCUGUACGAGAGCGCGCUGCAGUCGCGGGCCAGUUCGGCGCUGGCCAGCGCGCGCGCCGCCGAGCACGAGCUCGACAUGUCGGGCGUCAACAUCAGCUCGCUGGGCUCGGUGGCCAUUGCCAGCAAGAAGCUCGACGGAGAGGACUAGUGCGUGACCGCGGUGCGUGCUUACUAACUGGUGUGGCCUGUUCAGCGGACGGAGUCAGCCGCGCGUGCGGCCGGCCGACGGAUGCCACCGAGUGGCAAGUGGCACGGUGCACCGUCCGGUCGAUGGCGGCCGGCGGCGCUGGGGCUGCCGCCACCUGUCUGCCGGGGUGCAGCCCGCCCGUCCAGCACACCAUUCUGA